Molecule: messenger RNA, 2261 nt
Organism: Sphaerulina musiva SO2202
Lineage: Eukaryota; Fungi; Ascomycota; Dothideomycetes; Mycosphaerellales; Mycosphaerellaceae
Product: catechol dioxygenase
Exons: 3
Coding region: 1117-2106 (329 amino acids)
Biological process (GO): catechol-containing compound metabolic process
Molecular function (GO): catechol 1,2-dioxygenase activity; ferric iron binding
Source: RefSeq, a predicted model, not a curated record
CGAGACAUACACAUCGCGAAGUGGGUUGGAAUGCAGAGCCGGAGCAUGAUCUUGGCGUCUGGCAGCAGGCAAAUGAUUCUUCCUCCGCGUAGAAGUUGACAUGAUAUAAAACGUCUCAGAGGCGCGGUCUCUGCCCUGAAUUUCUUGACACACAGGACAACGACCACUGUACAAACUCACUCAGCAUCAUGGCCAAGACUAUUCUCCUGAUCAAUGGCCCAAACCUCAAUCUUCUGGGAACCCGGGAGCCUCACAUCUAUGGCAGCACGACCUUGGCAGAUGUCCAGAACGCAGCAGUCAAGCAAGGCAGCGAACUCGGCAUACAGGUCCAACACUUUCAGUCGAAUCACGAAGGCGCCAUCAUUGAUCGCAUACACGAAGCACGAGGCCAAGUCAGCUAUGUGAUUAUCAAUCCUGGGGCUCUGACCCAUACUAGUGUUGGCUUGCGAGAUGCCUUGGUGGGCUGCGACCUCAAGUUUAUCGAAGUACAUAUCUCGAAUGUACACGCCCGAGAGGCCUUCCGACAUCACAGCUAUCUUUCCGACAAAGCCGUGGCUGUGAUCUGCGGAUUGGGCGUCUAUGGCUAUCAAAGUGCUAUUGGAUUCGUUGCUCAGCAACUCGAGAAGGAUGCAUAGAGCAUUCGGCUGAACAGUCUCAGAUGCCGACUUUCGCUCCUGUCCUUAUACCAAUGGAAACCGGGAUAUGGGAACAAUGCUGAACAUGGCGGAGAAGCAUGGUGUGCUCGACCCGUGGAGAUUCCAGUGCGGAAAUAGAGAAUGGCUGUUUUUGAGUCUACACGAGAGCGUCCUCGCUGCCGGCUGAGGCAAAAGCGUCGCAUACCUUAGUCUGGCAGCUUAGAUUCUGGAUACCAGGCAUUCUGCUGAUCCGCAUGGCCCGGUCGGAAUUUCCAAGAAGCGAAUGGCGGGGCUCUCGAUGACAGACGUGUAGCCAUAAGGUACCUCCUAGUUCAAUCGCGGGGCCAUUCCACCCAUCUUACCUGAGAAUCCAUGAACAGUGUUUAUUGCUUUACUAAACAUUGGCCAAAUGGAAAGUACUUAAACAUACUCUCGGUACCAACACUCCGAUAUUCUCUACUGCUUGCCUACUUUUGACAAUAUGGAUCCCUCGGAGGUCAACGUUCCCCCUCUCAAGGACCUCACUAUCGAUAACAUCACCGACAAUGUCAAGCUGAUCAACUCUCAAUGUCCCAAUCCUCGCUUAAAGUACAUACUCGAUCGCAUUGUACAGCAUCUCCAUGACUUUGCUCGAGAAACCCGCUUGAGCCACGAGGAGUGGAUGACAGGCCUGCACUUUCUCACUGCAGUGGGCCAAAUCUGCACAGAUGUCAGACAAGAAUUCAUCCUCCUCUCCGAUAUCCUUGGCCUCUCUCUGCUAGUCGAUAGCAUCGACCACCCCAAGCCCUCGAAUUCGACCGAGGGCACAGUUCUCGGACCCUUCCACUCCCACGAAGCCGAAACUGCGCCCAACGGCUCACAAAUUGCACAUGAUCCUGAAGGCGAAGCGUGCCUGGUGCUCUGCACUGUCAAAGAUACGAACGGAAAGCCGAUUGAAGGAGUGAAGAUUGAUGUAUGGGAGACAGACAGCAAAGGCUUCUACGAUGUACAAUACCCGGGAAGAGAAGGACCAGAUCAGCGGGCUGUGAUGCAUAGUGACAAGGAGGGCAUCUUCUGGUUCAAAGCCAUCACACCCGUGCCAUAUCCCAUUCCCAGUGAUGGGCCUGUGGGCAAGCUGCUGGUGCAGCUAAGGAGGCAUUGCUUCAGGCCUAGUCACAUGCACUUCAUGUUUGAGAAGAGCGGUUACGAUCACUUGAUAACAGCAUUGUAUCUCCGUGGCGACCCAUACGAGACGUCAGAUGCGGUGUUCGGCGUCAAAGAGUCUUUGAUUAUCGAUCUGAAGACUGUAGAGGAACAGCAUGUGAAGCAGUAUGGCGUAAAGGCAGGAACGAGGCUCAUCACAUAUGACUUUGUGCUGGUAACGGAGAAUGAUUCGAGGGAGUUGCGGGAGAGGAAUGCUUUGGAGGCUACGAAGGCACUUGGUCUGAAGAUGAAGUUGUGGAACGGCUUGCCUGUGCCGGAUGUCGACUAAGCAUAUAUUGCCACUGAAUAAUGCGCAUGUGGACUAGACAAUUGUUGACAAUGCGUAUCUACAUACGGUAGACGCUCCGUCCGUUACUAUUCAUGCACGAGGACCAGGUACCUAUAGAACAUUCCUCCAGGUGGUAGGCUCUUGGGUUGUAAGUU